Coprinopsis cinerea okayama7#130 is the source of this 435-nucleotide messenger RNA. RefSeq lists its product as hypothetical. The transcript is spliced from 7 exons. The record is from RefSeq and is a predicted model, not a curated record. The coding region runs from base 1 to 435 and encodes 144 amino acids. NCBI's taxonomy places the organism in Eukaryota, Fungi, Basidiomycota, Agaricomycetes, Agaricales, Psathyrellaceae.
AUGUCUUCGGUCUCGGGUGAGGUGCUCGGACGCAUUCUAACAAACAGAACCAACCCCUGGAAAGCUCUCUUCCUAUGCCCUCGCCUACCACUCGCAGUCAGCGGCGUCGUCGUCAGCAGCGACCACAAUCAUCGAGGACGGACGCAUUUAAAAAAGAACUUCUAUCCGUCUAAACAUGACGAUGAUGCUAUUAUGCGAGGGAUGAAACAAAAGAAGAUCCGCUUGCCUCUCUGCUUCCACUCAUGCGCAAAGGUACGGCCCCGGCCCACGAGCCCUCACUCUCUCCGCACAACCCAUCCCUUGCAUGGCUAUUACGGCCGGUCUCCGCGCGAGACCCCUUUAGCGAACACAUUCUUAUCCACCUCUACGUUCAAAUUUCGGAACGGGGUGUUUUCCUCCACGCAAGACAACCCUAGAGAACUCCCCCAUUAUUAG